AGAAGAUGCAGCGAACGGAAUUGGUGCUUCUUGUUUCUUGUUUCAUCCCACGCCCGUAAAUAAACCCACCGUGUCCUCUACUGCGGGUGUUUUUACCGAGGCAGCUCCCUCCCCGUCCUCGGUGAUGGCGUCGCGGCGGGCGGGCUACGCCGGCGUGGACUCCUCUCCGGCCGGCGGCGCCGCCCGCAAACCCGGGGUCGGCAGCACCGUGGCCGGGCCCGGGGCCAGGGCCGAGAGAGCGGCCCGGGGCCCCGGGCAGGGGGCCGGGCAGGGGGUGACCGUCACCUCCCUGAAGUCCCGGCUGGCCCCCGCCGUGCAGGCGGCCAUGUCCGCCGCCGUGGACACGCUGCUGGGCGGGGUGGUGCUGCUGCUGCAGGACUCCCAGCAGGAGCUGCUGGCCGAGCAGCUGGAGAACGAGCGGCUGCGGGUCCGGCUGGAGGUGUCGGAGCGGGAGCUGCGGACCCUGCACGAGUGUCUGUGCAGCGCCCAGAAGCUCAUCGACCAGCUGCAGGUGCCGUACGGGGGCCAGGGGGGGCCCCAGGGGGGCCCUCAGCAUGGGGCCCCGCAGGGGGCCGUGUUCGCCCCGUCCCUCUCUUCCCUCUCCUCCAUGGCCUCCAUGACUCCGGGACUGGACCGGGAGCACCAGAACCCCAGGAACGGGGUGGACCUGGGUCUGGGUGGAUCUGUGGAGGAUUCUCUUCACGGGUUUGAACCCAGGGAUGACUUCAAAAUGUGCCAGCUCUCCAUCCAACCAGACGGUUCUGUGACCAAUCACAGUCUGGACUCCUUUGCAGCCAACACUCCUCACCUGUGCUCAGAUGCUGGACGACCAGAUGAAAGGCAGCCUCAAGGACCAGGUGCAGCAUCCAGGUUUGAGGUCAAAGAGGAGCAGGGACCAGUUUCCAGCUCUGGCCAGCCCAGCAGGAAGGAUCCUGGGAUGUGCAGUGACAGCCAGGUUGGAGAUGGAGAGAGGUCGUCACACGGCGUAGGGGACAUUGGCUACGGUCCAGUUGGAGGGGACGGGGGCUCUCAGCGCUCCUUCACUCACCCACUGCGCCACCAAAGACCUGUGCGUGAAUGUGGCAAUGCUUUACAGCAGAGUGGGCUUGAUGGCCAGAAGCCCUUGCCCAGGACUUCUGUAGCCGGCAGAGGAGACGGCGUCUCGCCCGGCAGAGCAGAAGACUCUGCCGGGCCCUCGGCCCCCGACACGGCCCCGGAGGCCUCUGCAGACCGGCCCCACCACUGCUUGGAGUGCGGAAAGACCUUCCGUCUGAUCUCCAGCCUGAAGAAGCACAUCCGCAUUCACACGGGGGAGAAGCCGUACCCGUGCGCCGUCUGCGGCCGGCGCUUCCGCGAGUCCGGGGCGCUCAAAACGCACCUGCGCAUACACACGGGCGAGAAGCCGUACUCCUGCUCCGAGUGCGGAAACAGCUUCCGACACUUGGACGGCCUGCGCAAACACCGCCGCACGCACACGGGCGAGAAGCCGUACGUGUGCACCAUCUGCGGGAAGCGGCUGAGCCGCCUGCAGCAUCUCAAACACCACCAGCUCAUCCACACCGGGGAGAGGCCGUGCUGCUGCCCCUUCUGCAACCGCACCUUCAAGGAGCCCGCCGCGCUGCGGAAACACAUCCGCACGCACCGCGACGAGGGCGGUCACAUGGGAAUCCCCCCCAUCGAAGAAACGGACCAGGAUGCGAUGGAGGACAUGAACAACCUGCCCCCCGCAGCUCCCUCUCCUCAGAUGAGGUUCGGGGAGUGGGGGCCCGAGGAGGACGACGGCUCGGUGCCGGACUGUGUGUAGGGCCGGACGGUUGGUGUUUUUACCCACCAGAAAUGUGGGCAAAGAUGGGGAAUAAGGUGUGUAUUGGGUCAUAAUUGUUUCACGGUUUAUUACACAGUGAACACCCAGGCAGCUUACACAGUUGUGAAAAAGAAAGGACAUCUUCUAUCAAAGUUUUAUUACUUUAUUUCCAAAACAUCAGUUAGAAUUUCAGAUGAACAACAAUACACACAUAUUACACUGCCUUUUAUUUAUUGAACAAAACUAAGCCAGAAUGCAGAAUCAGUACGUGACAAAAGCACAGGA
This is a messenger RNA of Cololabis saira (Pacific saury), 2089 nucleotides long. RefSeq names its product zinc finger protein 316. NCBI's taxonomy places the organism in Eukaryota, Metazoa, Chordata, Actinopteri, Beloniformes, Belonidae. The coding region runs from base 125 to 1804 and encodes 559 amino acids. The transcript is spliced from 2 exons. Gene Ontology annotation, molecular function: DNA-binding transcription factor activity; RNA polymerase II cis-regulatory region sequence-specific DNA binding. The record is from RefSeq and is a predicted model, not a curated record. Gene Ontology annotation, biological process: regulation of transcription by RNA polymerase II.